AAGACCGCUGAUGAGCAUGUACCCGCGCUAGGGUCCGAGGGAGGUAUUUGGGAAGCUUUGGGGAGAUACCGAACAGCGUUAGAUGAGUACCGAAGAUGCCGACUUGCACUGAACAUGGUCGGUCCCCACCCAAUCAACUGUAACCCUCCAAAGGACAUUUGGCAGCACUUGGGUCAGUUUGCCCACACUUCACGUACUUACCAUGACCACACAGGAGUGUUACGAUAG
Messenger RNA from Heterobasidion irregulare TC 32-1, 228 nucleotides. RefSeq lists its product as uncharacterized. The transcript has a single exon. The record is from RefSeq and is a predicted model, not a curated record. The annotation marks the transcript as partial. NCBI's taxonomy places the organism in Eukaryota, Fungi, Basidiomycota, Agaricomycetes, Russulales, Bondarzewiaceae.